Fusarium redolens is the source of this 1074-nucleotide messenger RNA. RefSeq lists its product as uncharacterized. The coding region runs from base 1 to 1074 and encodes 357 amino acids. NCBI's taxonomy places the organism in Eukaryota, Fungi, Ascomycota, Sordariomycetes, Hypocreales, Nectriaceae. The record is from RefSeq and is a predicted model, not a curated record. The transcript has 2 exons.
AUGACAGCAACAACAUUUUCUCAGUUCAAUGGCGACACAGAGGGCAUUGAGGUCGCUCAAGCCUUUUCUGCACAAGUUUCUGGGAAGGUUGUGUUGGUGACCGGAGUGAACCGAGGUGGAAUCGGUUACUCAACAGCUGAGGCGUUGGCAUCUCAGGGACCCUCGCAUCUCAUCAUCACUGGCCGCUCUGGUACCAAGCUUCAUGAAAGCGUCGACGCUAUGAAGAGUCUCUACCCUCAGGUCAAUUAUGUUAUCCUCCAGUUUGACCUCUCAAGCCAACAGUCAGUUCGCGCCGCUGCUUUGGAACUUCUCAGUCGAGACGACAUUCCAAAGGUCGACCUGCUUAUCAACAAUGCUGGAGUUGCGUUUCUCCCCGAUCGCACUUAUAGCCCGGAGAAGAUCGAGAUGCAUUUCGCAAUCAAUCAUAUCGGCCACUUCCUUUUCACCAGCCUCAUUCUACCAAAGCUUAUCAAGGCCGCUGAGGAGAGCCCUAAGGGUGCAACUCGUGUCAUCAACGUAUCCAGUGGAUCGCCAAAAUGGGCCUAUAUGAGAUGGAGUGACAUCAACUUUGAGAAGAAGAACAAGGACCUACCGGAAGAAGAGAGACCUAACUACGAGGUCCACAGAGCCUGGGGGUCUCCUAAUGUCGAAGAACUGAGCUACAUCCCCUUGGCAGCAUAUAAUCAGAGCAAAGUCGCCAACGUGCUCUUCAGCAUUGGCGCGAACAAACGAUGGUACGAGCGUUACGGGAUCUUAUCUCUGGCGGUAUUUCCAGGAUGGAUCGAGACAGAGCUCAGCAGACAUAUGCCUUCUGAAGCUCGUGAGGCAAUUGCGAAAGUAGGAAACCAGAGGGGGGUGAAGUACAAGAGUCUACAGGCUGGGGGCUCAACCACUGUUGUUGCAGCGCUGGAUCCCCAACUUGGACCUGGUGAGAAAAGAGAAGGUAAGCAGAAUUAUGGUGUAUUUCUGGAAGAUUGUCAGAUUUGCAGCGGAGCUCAUCCUAAGGCCGAGUCAGAUGAAGAGGCGGAGAAGCUUUGGGUGUUGUCGGAGAAACUGGUCAAGGCAACCUCUUAG